CCCCAGCCGCCCAUAUAGCGUAGCUCUGGCACGCACGCACACCAUUGUGUGGCUGGACUCGGCCGCCGCUGCGGUGUGAGGCGCGUGUUCGGGCCCUCGCCGUCCCCGCACCCGCACCGCGGCUACUGCCUUGCUGUCCGCCGUCCGACAGCCAGCCUUCGGGACCUCGCCCACCACGGACAUGCCUCGCGUCUACAUAGGACGCCUGAGCUACAACGUCCGGGAGAAGGACAUCCAGCGCUUUUUCAGCGGCUAUGGCCGCCUCCUCGAAGUAGACCUCAAAAAUGGGUACGGCUUCGUGGAGUUCGAGGACUCCCGCGACGCCGACGACGCCGUUUACGAGCUGAACGGCAAGGAGCUCUGCGGUGAGCGCGUGAUCGUGGAGCACGCCCGGGGCCCGCGUCGCGAUCGCGACGGCUACAGCUACGGAAGCCGCAGUGGUGGAGGUGGAUACAGCAGUCGGAGAACCUCUGGCAGAGACAAAUAUGGACCUCCUGUUCGUACAGAGUACAGGCUUAUUGUAGAAAAUCUUUCUAGUCGUUGCAGUUGGCAAGAUUUAAAGGAUUUCAUGCGGCAAGCAGGUGAAGUAACAUAUGCAGAUGCUCACAAAGAACGUACAAAUGAAGGUGUAAUUGAAUUUCGCUCCUACUCUGACAUGAAGCGUGCUUUGGAUAAACUGGAUGGUACAGAGAUAAAUGGCAGGAAUAUUAGACUUAUUGAAGAUAAGCCACGAGCAAGCCAUAGGAGGUCUUAUUCUGGAAGCAGAUCUAGGUCACGUUCAAGAAGGAGGUCACGAAGUAGGAGUCGCAGGAGCAGCCGCAGUAGAUCUCGAAGUGUCUCAAAAAGUCGCUCCCGAUCCAGGUCACGGAGCAAAGGUCGAUCACGUUCUCGAUCAAAAGGCAGGAAAUCUAGAUCAAAAAGCAAAUCUAAGCCCAAGUCUGAUCGGGGUUCCCAUUCACAUUCUCGAAGCAGAUCUAAGGAUGAGUAUGAAAAGUCCCGAAGCAGGUCUCGAUCUCGGUCCCCCAAAGAAAAUGGAAAAGGUGAUAUAAAGUCAAAAUCCAGAUCAAGGAGCCAGUCUCGUUCCAAUUCACCCCUUCCUGUUCCACCCUCAAAGGCUCGUUCUGUGUCCCCUCCACCAAAAAGAGCUACUUCAAGAUCCCGUUCUAGAUCUCGCUCAAGGUCAAGGUCCAGAUCAAGUUCCAGAGAUUAACCCAGAACUCUACAUUCUUUGCACACUAUUAUGGAACACUUUCCUACUUGCUUAGGCAGUUACUCUUCCAUGUUUAUACUUGGCCUCUUCUGCAAGAGGAAUCUCCUGAGAGCAGGAGCACACAAAAAUUUGAUUUGUGGCCAAAUUUGAUGAAAAAGAUGAGGUUCUAAAAUGGUGGCAUGAAGUCAAAGACCCUCUCCCUUCUUUGUAGAAUUAAGAUAACUUUGAUUUUAUAGCUUUUGAGCUAAAAUAACUUUUGUAAAGAUUAAGCUCAUUUAGAUUUUUUUUUUAAGUAUUUUCAGCAGGAUCUGCUGCAGGGUUUUUUUUUUGUUGUUUCAUUUGUUUGCUUAUUUUUAAAUUAACCGUUUCAAGCUUUGGAUACUUAAGGCUUUAGAGGGAGAAUCCAAUUUUCAAUUAUGUUGGCUUUUUAUAAAGCUUGAGUUAUGUAAGAUUUAAAUAAAAGUUUGCUACCAAGAUGAUUGCCUUAUUGAAUAGGUCACUAUCAAAUUCCUUUAAUGUUGAUAUCUGCUAUUUGUGGAAACAGUGUAAAUUCUACUAAAGUGUAAAACAAGGCAAGCCUCAGACCAGCAAUAAAUUAUUCAGUUUGGAUAACAUUAUUUUGUGCUGUUAAUCAAAUUUGCCAAAGUCUUUAUCUGCCCCUCUAACAAGUUGGGUUAAAAAUAAAAAGAUAUUUUGUAGUCAAUCUAUAACACAA
Molecule: messenger RNA, 1925 nt
Organism: Marmota monax (woodchuck)
Lineage: Eukaryota; Metazoa; Chordata; Mammalia; Rodentia; Sciuridae
Gene: Srsf6
Product: serine and arginine rich splicing factor 6
Exons: 6
Coding region: 182-1210 (342 amino acids)
Biological process (GO): mRNA splice site recognition; alternative mRNA splicing, via spliceosome
Cellular component (GO): nucleus; ribonucleoprotein complex; cytoplasm
Molecular function (GO): mRNA binding
Source: RefSeq, a predicted model, not a curated record